Molecule: messenger RNA, 915 nt
Organism: Hyaloscypha bicolor E
Lineage: Eukaryota; Fungi; Ascomycota; Leotiomycetes; Helotiales; Hyaloscyphaceae
Exons: 3
Coding region: 1-915 (304 amino acids)
Source: RefSeq, a predicted model, not a curated record
AUGUCAUUUGCGAGCCCCUUCUGGAAGAAGUUCGUCUUUCAACCAUGGAAGCCCGUUGCAGCCAAAAAUUGGGCCACUGACUCGGACUCCACACCUGAUGCCAAAAAGUGCAAGAUCGCCGAUCAAGACGACAGGAACAAAACAAAAAGCGGCUUGCCUGUGGAGGAGCUCGAUUUUACCGGCGACAACGAAAAAGCGCUUCUAAUCCUGCUUCGAAUUGCUCACCUUCGCUUCCAAGAUAACCCAUCCACCCUGCCGUACCAGACACUCCUCCAGAUUGCCGUGCUCUGUGACCAAUACCAGUGCAUCAAUUUAGUUCGACCUUUGCUGCCUCAGUGGCUCGCCGAUGAAGAAACAUGGUCUCUUAGAUCCCGUCAGGAGAACUGGCUGUUCAUUGUAUGGGUCUUCGGCAGAGAGAAAGUCUUCAAAGAAUUGGCUACCAGGAUGGUGCAAAGAGUUUCUCGUGGCAAGUACAAGGUCCCUGACCCUAGGCCCGACGGAAUUAUAAACCGCAUGCUGGAAUUCCGCAAGGAAGUCGUAAAUCAGCUACUCGAAAUUGCGCAUGCCAAGUUCGACAAAUGUCUUCAGUCAAAGGAGAGCCUCUGCCGCUUAGACGCUCAUAAUGCUCGUCCCGGAAAUUGCGGUGCCAUGGUACUUGGCUCUUUCAUUCGGGCCUUACAAAGACUGGGCGUGUUACCGGAAGUUGCAGCAAAUAGAAUGAAAAUUAACAUUCUUAAUAUUAGUAUCGAGGAGUUAGCUCACAAGCUCAGCACCUUGGCCAUCAAAAGUCCACAUUCUCUAUACUCCGUUUCUCCAAUUAAGGAACAAAUUGCAGAAAAGCUCCGAUCAAUGCCGGACCCGGUUCUCGACUCUCACCGUCAACAUAUGAAAGUACAAAGUGGAAUGGGGCAAUGA